This is a messenger RNA of Strongylocentrotus purpuratus (purple sea urchin), 782 nucleotides long. RefSeq lists its product as uncharacterized. Lineage: Eukaryota; Metazoa; Echinodermata; Echinoidea; Camarodonta; Strongylocentrotidae. The record is from RefSeq and is a predicted model, not a curated record. The coding region runs from base 18 to 782 and encodes 254 amino acids. The transcript is spliced from 7 exons.
UGUUUGACACCCAGUCAAUGAUUCGUGACUGGAUCGAUCGCCAACAAUGCAGCCACUAUGACAAGAGAUGUAGACUCACUCAAGCAGUUAUCGAGAUUGGUCGUCAUGAUUUGAUUAAUUGUUUUGGAGUAAACGACCAUAACCGUUCAAUCGGAAAAGACCCUGGAGGAUUACACCCUUAUCCCCAUCAGUUCAGUCAUGAGAGUGCCUACAUUGAUGACAUAAGAGAAAUUGUGUCAUUCCUUCCGAAAGAGAGAAGGGCAUAUUUCUGCAAACCAAUGCUGAUCUCCCUAAACGUAGACGGAAAAGACGAAAAACAUCUUGAACCACAAGAUUGGGAAAACAUGAUCUCGGCAACAAACACUUCAUACGAGCCACUGGAAAAGCUUGCUACACGCUUCCAACUAACCUUAACAAAGGCUAAUUGUCGCGGGUUUGAGGUAACGGAUGAAGAAUUGGAAAUAGCAGCCGAAUUCAUCAAUGCAGCAAACACGAAAUUGCAGCCAACGUACAGCGGAACUCCUCACAAAACAGCUACCGGAAGUGGAAACGACAAUGGGGAUAAGAAGGCAAGCCAAAAGCUCGAAGCUCCCAAGAAUAAACAAGUUACCACAGUGGAUGGGACUUGUCAUGCAGACAAUAAUGAACAUUCCAGUAAAACAGAUGUUGAAGGCAAUAACACGCAUCUUGCUGCAUCAAAUGAAGUAUCACAUCCGGAAAAAGUAUCAGGCCUCAUUAAAUACGUUCCUUAUUUUUCAUUGAAUGGAUCGAAUUCGCUUUGA